Messenger RNA from Balearica regulorum gibbericeps (East African grey crowned-crane), 2113 nucleotides. Lineage: Eukaryota; Metazoa; Chordata; Aves; Gruiformes; Gruidae. The record is from RefSeq and is a predicted model, not a curated record.
AUGGCUUUACGUGUUUCCCUUACCCCUGCUCAGGUGUUCUGCGGAAAGAAAACGGCGAAGUUAGGAAGCGUGGAAAGACCUUUCUUAAUCCACAACAUCCCUACGUGGGGAAACACGCUUUUCACCUUCCUUUUGCAGACAGCUAGCAUCAUUUCAACAGCUAGUCGUGGCAGUGCAGAAGUGUUUCAGAGCAGCCGGGCGAUUCGUCAGAGAGCUUUGCUCUCCCUUCUCAUCCAUGGGAUUGUUGACGAGCGCUGCUCCAGGAGUAGUAGCCCCCUGCAGAAGAACAUCCAGGGAGACAGACACACAGCCGCCUUCAACUGCAGCCCACCCAGCGUCCCCAGGUUAGAAACACAGACGUCCGAAAUCAUAGCACAGGCGUCAGGUCGGUCCAGAACUCCCGCUAGCGAGUCUCGCAAGCAUUGGAAACUGGAUGAACAGCGUCCUCCGCCGUCACAUCCACGAAGUGGCACCAGCCACUGCCGAUGGAUGAUCCGCACCUUGGCCGUUUCCCGUGCAGGAAGGAGGGUGCAGCUGGGGCGAUGGGUAAGGCUCCUGUUUGGACGUGAAUUCCCACUUCAGGACCUUCUGGUUGUCUGGGAUGCUCUAUUUGCCGACAGUAUCACCCUGAAUUUAGUUGACUACAUUUUUGUAGCCAUGUUGUUAUACAUUAGAGAUGCCUUGAUUUCAAGUAAUUAUCAAACCUGUUUGGGACUUCUGAUGCAUUAUCCACCUAUUGGAGAUGUUCACUCCCUUAUCCUAAGAGCACUUUUUCUCCGAGAUCCAAAGAGAAAUCCAAGACCAGUGACUCACCAAUUCCAACAAAAUUUAGAUUAUUACAAAGCACGUGGAGCAGACUUGAUGAACAAAACCCGCGCCAGUGCUAAGGCUGCCCCACUGAACAUUAACAAAGUCUCCAACAGCUUACUGAAUUUUGGCCGAAAGCUCAUUGCUCCGGCGAUGGCUUCAGGUGGGGCUGUGGGUGCUCCCGCCAGUGGGAGCAGCUUUCCUCCCCCUGCAGUGCCCAUCAGAAGCUCAGUGGAAACCCCCCAGCACCACCACCACCACCACCACCAGCCUCACCACCACCAGGCACAGCAGCAGAGGAUGAUGAAGUCCGAAAGCAUGCCAGUUCAGCUGGGCAAAGGACAGCGGGCCGCAGGCGGCGAUGCUGGGCUGCCGGGCCCUGCGCAGCAUCCCCCUGCCCUCCCAGGCCAAAGUUCAAAAAACAUCAGCUCAUCCCCAAGCAUAGAGAGCUUGUCUGGAGGACGUGAAUUUACAGGAUCUCCACCACUGUCUGCGUCAAAAAAGGAUUCCUUUUUCAGUACAAUCUCCCGCUCCCGUUCCCAAAGCAAAACUAUGAGCAGAAAAGAAUCGGAGGAGGAAUUGGAGGCCCAGAUUUCAUUCCUACAAGGACAACUAAACGACUUGGAAGCCAUGUGCAAAUAUUGUGCAAAAAUGAUGAACACACAUCUCGGAAAUAUUCAGGAAGUCAUAUUACAAGAACACUUGGAAAAAGAAGAUGAAAUUCUGGUUUCCUUGGCUGGUUUGAAGCAGAUCAAGGACAUCUUGAAAGGUUCCCUGCGUUUCAACCAGAGCCAGCUGGAAGCUGAAGAAAAUGAGCAAAUCACGAUCGCCGAUGAUCAUUACUGUUCCAACAGUCAGAACAAGGGGACCAGUGAUGUCCUAAAGGGACCUGUUAUGACAAAACAACAGUUCAUCUCAGGACGACAGACUACGACUGAUUCGAACACUAGUGAGAGCAAGAGUGCUGAUGACUACAUUAUGGUUUCCAAAGAAGAGGAAGGAAGUAGACGUGCUGUCCUGGAGCCAGCGCAGCCCCAUCAGGCACACAAGGAGGCAGCGGUGAAGCCAGAAGCUCCGUCUCGUUCUUCUUUGAUAUUCUCUGACCCACUGAUGGGCUCCAUUUCAGCCUCCUCCAGCAACCUGAGCUCCAGCCCUGAUGACGACAGUAGUAACAACAGCAAAGAUUCUGACUUUGCUAUUGUCAGCCCACUGGACAUCUAAAGAAACAGACUGGAAGAGUUUGGGAGGUCGGUUGUUGCACCUCAGCUCAAAUUCCUAUGAUUCCAGGGGCUGGAUAGUUCUUUGG